AUGGCUCGCGCCCUCGCCGAUCGCGCCCUCGGUGCCGUGCGCGUGACGUGUUCCGUGCGCGGUCUCGACGCCGUCGCGCGCGCUCACGGUAGCGCGCUCGCGUCGUGCGACGUCGUCGAUCGAGAUUUGCCGCGCCCGGUGCGAUGCGCCGACGACGACGAAUCACGCGCGGCGACGUCGCGCGCGGACGCGGUGGCGCGUGAGCGCGCGGUGGUGAGCGCGAGCGACGCGCCGCUGUACGCGCGGAGAAAGUGGAAGGCACCGAUGCGGCUCGACGUCGAGGUGGGCGCGAGUCUGGGCGACAUCGAAAGCGCGAGCGCGUGA
Messenger RNA from Ostreococcus lucimarinus CCE9901, 324 nucleotides. RefSeq lists its product with no specific name. The coding region runs from base 1 to 324 and encodes 107 amino acids. The record is from RefSeq and is a predicted model, not a curated record. The transcript has a single exon. Lineage: Eukaryota; Viridiplantae; Chlorophyta; Mamiellophyceae; Mamiellales; Bathycoccaceae.